Staurois parvus is the source of this 283-nucleotide messenger RNA. The record is from the annotation of a GenBank genome assembly. NCBI's taxonomy places the organism in Eukaryota, Metazoa, Chordata, Amphibia, Anura, Ranidae.
GCGGAUAUGGUGAAUGCGGGGUCCGGGGGAGACCGGAUAUAUGGUGAAUGGUGAUAUGGUGACGGAUAUGGUGAAUGCGGGGUCCGGGGGAGACCGGAUAUGGUGAAUGCGGGGUCCGGGGGGGAGACCGGAUAUGGUGAAUGCGGGGUCCGGGGAGAGAGCGGAUAUGGUGAAUGCGGGGUCCGGGGGAGACCGGAUAUGGUGAAUGCGGGGUCCGGGGGAGACCGGAUAUAGUGAAUGCAGGGUCUGGGGAGAGCAGAUAUCAUGAAUGCAGGGUCCUGAG